Molecule: messenger RNA, 4401 nt
Organism: Pelobates fuscus (common spadefoot toad)
Lineage: Eukaryota; Metazoa; Chordata; Amphibia; Anura; Pelobatidae
Gene: DPY19L1
Product: dpy-19 like C-mannosyltransferase 1
Exons: 23
Coding region: 622-2922 (766 amino acids)
Cellular component (GO): nuclear inner membrane
Molecular function (GO): mannosyltransferase activity
Source: RefSeq, a predicted model, not a curated record
CCAUCCCAUAACACAUGGAGCUACUUAGUCCUCCUUCCCUCCCUUCAACAAUAACUGCUGCCUCUGAAGCCAUGUCUGCCCUUAUAACCCACAUACAAUAGUAGAGUCCUUCCUGCAGAGCGCUGUGUAUAUUGCCAGUCCUAUCAUACCUCCCCCUCCAUAGCAGGAAGGCUAUCUAUGCUUCCCAUCUCCAUGCCCCUCCUCUAUGGACAUAUUGCUUUAUGUCCCCCCCAGUGAGUCUGUCACCUGCAUCACGCUUCUUUCUUUCUUUUUUUUCUGCGUGUGUUUAUAAUUUAUUCUAUUUUAUUUACAAAGUUAGCUCUAGUGCUCUGAAUACAGUGUAUAUACACCGCGUCUGGUUUACAGUUCACCUAUUGUUGCUCCUCCCUCUGUCCCUAAGAAGCCAAAUUCACCUCCCACAUUGCCCCUCUAACUACUCCCCUGUUUUUGCCCCUCCUGUUUUACCACCAUCACUUGAGCCCAGCUAUCCCAUUGCAGUUGCUCUGAUAAUCUGGUAUCUGUGCAGGGCACCUUCGAGAUCUUGACAUCGCCCUGAAUUUGGAAACCGCACAUUUAAAAAAAAAACUAAUUCCUACCACCCCCUAUUCAUCGUAUGCUGCUAUGGCAGGGGAAACUCGAUUUAAGAGUAAAGCUGCCCAAAACAAGGCAAAGGAUCAGAGGAUGCAAAAACAGCCACAGAUCCCCAAUGAAUCUUCUCACACUUCAGAAGAUGGCAGUGUGGAAAAGGAGCCUGGGGUAAGGCAGAGGCAGCAGCCUGCUGCAGUUCACAGACAUGGGUCAACUACUCUCAACAUAGUACGAGCCAAGAACAGGAUUCAGCAUGGGACCAAUGAGGCACACCACUUCAAGCAACUGGGGGCUGUGGAACGACUGUUCCUUUAUCUGGGCCUUAGCAAGGUGGCUACUUUAAAGAACUGGACCAUUCUGUUUUUCGCUGCAUUUACAGGUGUUUUACACUGGAGUCACAUAUCAACACUUUUUGAAAAUGACCGCCAUUUUUCCCACCUCUCAACACUGGAAAGAGAAAUGACAUUUCGCACUGAGAUGGGCCUCUAUUAUUCAUAUUUUAAGUCCAUUGUUGAAGCUCCUUCAUAUUAUUCUGGCCUGCAUAUGAUAAUGAAUGAUAAUGUAACAGAAUAUCCUCAUGUGAUAAAUACAUUGAAGAGGUUUAAUCUCUAUCCUGAGGUGAUUUUGGCCAGCUGGUUUCGUAUUUAUACUACCACAAUGAAGAUCCUGGGUAUUCAGACCAAAAUUUGCUGGAAAGUGAAUCGUGGAGAAGACCUCAGUCCUGUGGAGAGCUGUGAAGGCCUUGGAGAUCCUGCCUACUUUUACGUCACCAUGAUUUUUAUUUUGAAUGGAAUAAUGGUAUCAUUGUUCUACAUAUAUGGUACAUAUUUAAGUGCAAGUCGACUUGGAGGUUUCCUCACAGUUUUAUGCUUCUUUUACAACCACGGUGAAUGUACGCGUGUUAUGUGGACUCCGCCUCUCCGAGAGAGUUUUUCAUAUCCAUUUCUUGUCCUUCAAAUGUUCCUUUUGACCUACAUUUUAAGGACUCCGAAUAUUGGUAGAAGAAGCCUGAUUGCACUUUGUGUUUCUAAUGUGUUUUUCAUGCUCCCGUGGCAGUUUGCACAGUUUGUACUCCUUACUCAGAUAUCUUCAUUAUUUGCCAUUUACAUUGUUGGAUAUAUUGACUCAGAUAAAUAUUUGAAUAUCCUGUAUACACAUAUGGUGUCAUUGGGUCUGUGUUUUAUAUUAAUGUUUGGAAAUUCCAUGCUGCUAACAUCCUACUAUGCCUCUUCUCUUAUUGUUAUUUGCGUAAUCGUUUUGAAUAAAAAAGUAUUCUUAAAACUUGAAGCCAAGGAAUGUGUUAAUUGGAUAAUUCAGGUAGCGGCUUGGAUCCUUGGUACCAUUAUCUUAAAGGCUGUAUCCUCCAUUAUUCUUGGCAUAAAGGAUGACGCUCAUAUAAGCAACAUUUUAAAAUCAAAGUUCACAGAUUACAAGGAUUUUGAUACUUUGAUGUAUACAUGUGCUCCAGAAUUUGACUUCAUGGAGAAAGAGACUCCUUGGAGAUAUUUAAAGACAGCCUUACUUCCAGCAGUUUUGCUUGUGUUUGCUGCAAUAUGUGUAUGGACUUUAAAAGAUAUUCGUAUUUCUUGCUGGCAAAAGGCCAGUGAUGUAGAAGAGCACAGACAUGAAAGGUGGGGAUAUUCUACCAGUGGAGAGCUUGUCUAUCAUGCAUUGCAGCUGGUAGCAUUUGCGGUGCUUGCCAUUUUAAUUAUGAGACUAAAGCUUUUUCUCACGCCUCAUAUGUGCAUUAUGGCUUCCUUACUAUGUUCGCGACAGCUCUUUGGAUGGAUCUUUAAGAGAGUUCAAUUCCAUAUGUUUAUCUUUGCUGUAGUAGCACUGAUGACAAUACAGGGUUUCACAAAUCUACAGAAUGAAUGGAACAUUCGAGGAGAAUUUAGCAAUUUACCUCAGGAAGAGCUAUUAGAAUGGAUACAAACAAAUACAAAGCCAAAUGCAGUGUUUGCUGGAGCUAUGCCUACAAUGGCCAGUGUUAAGCUAUCAACAGGACGUCCCAUUGUGAAUCACCCACACUAUGAAGAUGCAGAUUUAAGAGCUCGAACUAAAAUGGUAUAUUCAAUGUAUAGCCGCAAACCAGCCAAAGAAGUGAAAAAUAUGUUGAGUAACUUGGGAGUCCAGUAUUUUAUCUUAGAAGAUGCUUGGUGUGUUCGAAGGACUAAGCCUGGAUGUAGCAUGUCGGAGAUAUGGGAUAUUGAAGAUCCUUCUAAUGCUGGCAAAACUCCCCUGUGUUCAAUUUUGGCACAUGAAACAUUACCACAGUUUCACACCUCAUUUCAGAACAAUGUUUACAAAGUUUUAAAACUUUCCGAAGACUGAAAACCUUUGAAUAAAGAAAAAUUGUUAUCAAAUAUCUUAAAAUAAAUUCUACAUUUUCAGAAAAAUAAGAUAAUUUGAUUUUAUCACAGUUAUUUCUUCUCCAGAUAUUUUAAAUAGGAAAUUUUCUAAGAUAUAAAAAACUAUGCAAUUCUUUAUUGCUAACAAUAUUAUUUGAAAGUAAUUAAAAGCAUUCUAUAUCAUAAAGCCAGCUACAGUUUUUUUUUUUUUUUUUUUUUUUUUUUUUUAAAACAUACUGCCUUAAGCUUAUUGUUAUUGGCAGAAUUUUCUAUUAUAAAAGUGAUAUGCGUUUGAAUUUAGUACCAAAGAGAACAAAAGUGUGUAUAUAUUUAUCUAAUGGAAGUGGUAUUAAAAUCCAAAUUUGUAUUAUUUGUGUUUUGGAUUUAAACACAUUAGGAUGGUUAUGUAGCAAACUUUACUCCGAGGCAUUAUUCCUAGUAUUUUUGUGAAGUUCAGUGACCUUGCAAAUUCAACAACCUCACAAGUUAAAAUGAUUUUGAAUUACUUUUUAUUUUUAUUUUAUUUUAUUUUUUUUAGAAAGCAACCAUAUGUUAAUUGUCUGUGUUUUUAUUAUUCUUAUUUGCUCUCAGAAAUUAAUGUUUUUAAAUGUUUUAGCUUUCAUUUAAUAUAAAACAUCCUAUGAACUAUUACAACCAGUGUUUAAGGUGCAACACAUUUUUAGGUACUGCAGAAUUACUCAAGUAGAAUAUUUGUUUUGCUGCUAUUCCACUUAUUUUACAUUAAUUAACCAAUACUGCACAUUAACCAACAAUGUGUUAACUCAAUAUUCCCCAGUGACAGUGUUUUGAAAGAUAAAUAAAAACCAGCAUAUCCUUCUUUACUUGAGACAUGAUUAGGGCAAUAGUUGUGUGAAGCCCAUUGGACUUUACUAUAAUGAAUGUAUUUUAAACCUUUGGAAAGCUUCUGAGCUAAUGUAGUAUCAUUUGAGUCCACCCCUAUAUGCCAAGGAGGCAAAUUCAAAAUUGUUCUAUUGUUGUAGUGGUAUGUUUAUUUUUAUAUUUUUGUAGUACCAACUAGCUAUUCAAUUUGGCACCAUUAAUCCAUUAUUAUCUAAUGUAGCAUAUCAGUUAUAGAGCCAAACCUGUUUCUUAUGUCCCUACUUUGUGUAUUCACUCCAGUUAUCUAUAUUUCUAAUUUUUAGGACUUUGAAUAUGAAACAUGAUGCAAGGGAAAUGGAUUUGCUUUUCACAUUGGCUAUUUUUUUCUUUGCAUUGUAUAUUUUGUGUUUAACAUACAGUAUAUAUAUUGUUGCUCCAAUAUGAGCAAUUUAAAUGUUUAUAGUUUGCCUGAAGUAUAUGCAAAUAAUGUUUUCCUUCCUUCCUGGAAUCACUAGUUUUGGCCUUGGGAAUGUAAGAUCAGAAAUAUUUAUGAUUUUUUUUUUUUUUUUUUUGAAAGCAAUAUUUACUGUUGUCUUUUAUUGCAUUUUCCUGUUGUAUGUUC